GACGCGAGGCUGUGACGCAGCACGUCGGCCGGGCGUCCUCUUGGCCGGCGGUCACCGGCUGGCCGCCCUCUGCAGCGGCGUCGAGUCCUCCUCGGAGCCUUGGCGAUGGAGUACAUGGACCGCUCGGCGCGCUUCUUGCGCCCUUACCUGGUGCGCGACGCGGCGCGGAGGACGAUGCCUUUGGGGCUUCUGGGCCUCAUGCUGGGCGGCUGCGUCAUCAAGGAGUGGGCGCCGCUGCCGGAGACCUACAUGAGCAACAAGCGCAACCUGCUUAACAUGUAUUUUGUUAAAGUUGCCUGGGCCUGGACCCUUUGUCUGCUGCUCCCUUUUAUCGGCAUCACUACCUACCACGUCACCCGGAGCGUUGCGGUGGUGGUUCGACGUCUCAGUGCUUUGCUAGUUGGCACUGCCAUUUGGUAUUCAUGCACCGGGGUGUUCCUGUACAUUGAGGACCUGACAGGCAGCUGCUACAAAUCUGUGGCCUUUGAUGUACCGCUGAAGGAACAUCCCAACAAACUACAGUGCCUAAAAGCUGGUGGCUUCUGGAAUGGCUUUGACAUCUCGGGACACUCCUUCCUUCUCUCAUACUGUGCCCUGAUUACUAUAGAGGAGAUGGCUGUGUUGCACAUCGUGAACAUCUCCCAGAACUCCAGAAUGCACACUGUGGUAAAUGGCUUUUUCCUGGCCCUGAGUUUCUUGACCAUGAUUUGGUUGUGGAUGUUUUUUACCACGGCUGUGUAUUUUCAUGACUUCUCCCAAAAGUUAUUUGGCACGUUGGCAGGUCUCUUGGCUUGGUAUGGAACAUACAAGUACUGGUACCUAACUCCUUUGUCUCCUGGACUUCCUCCGGAAAGAACUAGUUGGAGUGCCCGAAAGUCCAACCGUAGCCUAUAAAAAAAAAAGAGUGCCUAUGAGUCAGAUUUUGUUUUAAAGAAAAUUCUUUGCUUGAUAACUAAUUUUAAAAAUAAUUAUUUUCAGUAUAUUUAAAGGGAUGAGUUGAAGACAAAAUAUUUUUUGAUUCUGUGUAGAGGUUUGGAUUUAUUUCCUCAUAAAAGAAGGCUGCUGUUGGAGUCCUACUAAUCAUAUGACAGUUAACCUUUUUCACUAAUUCAAUGACAGCGUUAGUGAUUGUGUUGGCAAUGAAGUCUAAAUUCCUUUAACUGGUGGGGCAGGGGAAUGCAUUCUCAAGGUUGGUUUGUUGGCUAUGGAAGAAGCUAACAUCUUACACUACACAAAAAAAUAGAACUUGUUAGAAAAAUAUUAACAAACAGCAAGGGAGAAACCAUUGUUGGUUUGGGCAGAUUACUGGCUAAUGGAGCUCCCUGGACCUGUCCUGGUCAUGGCACACCACAAUUUUAUUUUUUUAUCAUUGCUGUUAUGCCCCUAAGUCAAGGAUAACUUGAUGCAGACAAAGCUUUCUGUUAGUAGCUCCCUGAACCAAUAAGGGAGUAAGGGAAGCUCUCUGCUGAGUCAGUGAUAGUUUGAGCCACUUGUGGAUUAACAAUACAGAAAUGUGGCUAUAAAACAACUCUUAAUUCUGUGAAUAAGCAUCUAUUCCAGCUGUUAGAUGCUUUUAGUCUCCAGUUCUGCCAACCCAUCCUUUCAGACUACCACGAAAUGCAUUCCAGAUCAUUUUCUUUAGACAAAACAGCUUGCAUAAUCCAACCUUUGUGUUGGAAUUUAUUUUUUCCAUGUAAUUAAAAGCCUUUGAGUAUCUUGACAUUUACUACAGUAGCAAUGUAAUAUCCUUGAUUAUUGCAACACACUUUAUAUUAGGAAAGCAGGGUGUUGGCUGCAAGAUUGCUGCACUCAAAUUCUUCCCUCUUGCCUUAAUCUGUUUAAUGCUGUAAGAUGUUCACAGUCUGCAGCAGAAAGGCAGUUUGUUCUUUUAUGGGGACUAAUGUUCUUUUUAUAUUGAUUCCAUCAGCCGUUUCUUGGCAUUGGGAAAAAUUUAUAAAUGAUCUUGUUUCAAAUGAAAUUUUGUAGGUGCUUUAUCUGUCCCCCACCCCUCAAUGACACUAACUUUAAAACACAAUCUACUUGUACAUAAUUUUGCUACAUUGCUUGCUUCAGCUCUGUGACUUGGCUGUCUGCAUUGAAGAAAUGCAAUUAUUUUUAAUUCCGUUUUUAAACAAACAAACAAACUUGCAUCUUAGCAAAUGGUACUGCUUUGUACGUUAAUACCCAGAGGUCUUCUGUCCUUCUGGACCAAAGUCUACAGUCCUGCAAUGGAAUUUUCAAGAAGUGGUUUGAAUCUUCAUAUUAAGUAUAUGAUGUUUAAGCUACUUAAGGUGGUAUACUUAACACUAACAGCUCAAUCCUAAACAAAUUUACUUACUUUGUAAGUACCUUCUUUUUUCACAGUACCCGCAAGAAUAAUUAGAUGGAAGUUACUCCAGAAAUAAUCCAGUGGUGCUUAUUUGGAUUUUUAGAUCCAAAAUACCUUUAGCAGUUUCUGAGCAUGAAACUCCAGGAUGCUUUUUAAAAAUUCUUCCCAAGUUAAAACAUGUCUUGCAUGAAAGAAGAUGUAGAAUGCAAAUGUACAUCUCAUUGACUUCUGUGGGGUUGAGAUGACUUUUGAAAAUAUGUCAAAUUUAAAUGACUUCCAAAUGGCAGAUUGGGGUUGAUACAUACCACAGUAUUCCCACAUAUAAAAGCAGUUUGGAGCCUUCCUCAGCUGUUUGAAUAUCCAUCAAGAAUAACUUUAAUGAAUAACUGUAACAAACAAUUAACAGUCAGCAGUUGGAUUGAACUAAGAUAAAAUGACUACAAUUCCCCAAAAGAGAAUUGGGAGAUGGCAGAGAUGGCUAUCUGAUGGCAUGUGUCAUUUAGAGGACAUGGAAGCAGCCUCACUUUAUUGUAUUUUUAAGUUGUCCUGUGGAUCCUCCUGGAUCAAACAUCAGAGUAUAAUUCAAAUAUUAAUAAAUGUGACUUUGCGCACACAUGAAGGGCAAUUUCCAUGCCUGUGGGAGCCCUUUUUCCCUGCCAGUGUAAUCAUGGCAACCAUUAUUGCUAUAACCAGUUUAGCAGCCAAGUUCAUGCUGACUUUCCACUCAAGGAAAUUAGUCUCCUGAGGAUGGUUCAAGGCAGCUUGCGGGUGGUAGAAAAGUGCUAAGUGAGAACACAUCCCAAGUAUUAUUUGUUUCUUUUGUUGGCAUCUUGUAAAAGUUCUAUAAGCUGUAAGAUUUGGUACAUUUAUUUUUUAUGUAAUAUUAAUGUUUUAGUGUUUUGCAUUUGUAUAAUUUUUUAAAAAAGGCAGCAUGCACUGAUAUAUUUCCUUGCUAUUAUUUAUGUGCAUGCAUUUUAUUUGUGUGCAUACUUUCUGCUGACUGCAUGUGCUAAACAUUGUAGGUUGGGUGGCUGAGUUUCAUUACACACAGCAUCAAUGUUGGUAGACAGCAAAA
Podarcis muralis (Common wall lizard) is the source of this 3404-nucleotide messenger RNA. It is a transcript of the gene FITM2, whose product is annotated as fat storage inducing transmembrane protein 2. NCBI's taxonomy places the organism in Eukaryota, Metazoa, Chordata, Lepidosauria, Squamata, Lacertidae. Gene Ontology annotation, biological process: phospholipid biosynthetic process; lipid droplet organization; lipid storage. Gene Ontology annotation, cellular component: endoplasmic reticulum membrane. Gene Ontology annotation, molecular function: coenzyme A diphosphatase activity. The record is from RefSeq and is a predicted model, not a curated record.